Messenger RNA from Arabidopsis lyrata subsp. lyrata, 657 nucleotides. RefSeq lists its product as uncharacterized. The record is from RefSeq and is a predicted model, not a curated record. NCBI's taxonomy places the organism in Eukaryota, Viridiplantae, Streptophyta, Magnoliopsida, Brassicales, Brassicaceae. The transcript has 3 exons. Gene Ontology annotation, biological process: regulation of gene expression. The coding region runs from base 85 to 591 and encodes 168 amino acids. Gene Ontology annotation, cellular component: peroxisome.
UAGGUUAAACCACUCUUUCUUGAACGGGUCUAGCUAGUCUGCCGUCUGCCCCAUCUUUCUCUCUAGCUAAUUUUGUCGAUCAUUAUGACCAUGUGGAAUCCCUUCUGCGAGGCAGAGAUUGAAGUGUUAUGGGAUGUCAAUGAUUGCCCAAUCCCUUAUGGUCAUCUCGAUACUACCGAUGUUAAAUGCAACAUUAUACGAGCCCUUCAGAGUAAGGGUUAUCAUGGUCUUCUCACAAUCACAGCUUUUGGCGAUCUGGAUCUUGUGGGUAGUGACUUUAAUGGAUUCUGUAUCUUUCCCACAGGAGCUAAUGAUCUGUCGUCACGCAAGAUGAUUUUAUUGGACUUUCUUAGCUGUUCACUUUCAUAUGGUUCAAAACCAAAAGUUGUGCUGCUAAUCGUGGGAGACAUCUCAAGACACAAGGGGUUUAAAAGGGCCAUUGACGUAUGGAAUUCUAAUAGACUUGGCGUUGUUCUCUUAGCACAGCCCCAGAAGGCAUCCCAGGAGGUACAUGAUGCCGUAAGUACAGAAUGGCUUUGGGAAAAGCUAGCAACUGCAAGCCAAAGCCCACAACGAUUAUAUAUGGAAUGACUUAUUGUUGCUUCUGUAUUGUGACAUCUCUUUUUUAGUUAAGAGUUGCAAAGCUUGGAAUAUUUA